Eremothecium cymbalariae DBVPG#7215 is the source of this 1173-nucleotide messenger RNA. It is a transcript of the gene AIR1, whose product is annotated as TRAMP complex RNA-binding subunit. NCBI's taxonomy places the organism in Eukaryota, Fungi, Ascomycota, Saccharomycetes, Saccharomycetales, Saccharomycetaceae. The record is from RefSeq and is a predicted model, not a curated record. Gene Ontology annotation, biological process: polyadenylation-dependent RNA catabolic process. Gene Ontology annotation, molecular function: zinc ion binding; nucleic acid binding. The coding region runs from base 1 to 1173 and encodes 390 amino acids. The transcript has a single exon.
AUGAGUGCAUUGUCGGAGAUUGAAUCGCAUGAUGGGCUACCCUUUUAUAAGGAUAAGUUGCCAUCAUUCAAGGACGAAGAGAAGCUUGUAGCACCAUCAAUAGAGGAGGUUGAUAAUGAUCCAGAACUGUUGAGAAACCUACGAGGCCACGGAAGGUAUUUUGCUGUUGAUGACAACGAGGAUGGGAUCAGAGAGGAGGAGCCGAAGUGCAAGAACUGUUCUCAGAGAGGUCAUAUAAAGAAGAACUGCCCACAUGUGAUAUGUUCUUAUUGUGGGUCGAUGGACGAUCACUAUUCACAGCACUGUCCCCGGACUAUGCGGUGUUCGCAUUGUAAUGAAAGUGGGCACUACAGGCAGCACUGUCCUCAGAAAUGGAAACGGAUCUUUUGCACUCUAUGCAACAGUAAGAAACACUCCAGAGACCGGUGUCCCAGCAUAUGGAGGAGCUACUGCUUGCUAGGCUCCUCCCAGAAGAGAGUCCUACCCAGCCACAAGAUAUACUGUUACAACUGUGCGGGCAAGGGCCAUUUUGGCGAUGACUGCCCAAUCGAACGCUCGUCGCGUGUGCCUAACGAUGACGGCAGCGCAUUCUCUGGUGACAACUUAGCCAGCGAGCUGAGACGAGAAUACUUUUCCUAUCUGUCGAAGCUGAAGAGAGAAAGCAGAGCGUCCUACGGCUAUGUGCAGCCGCAGUCGCAGAAUGGACCCUUUGGGCAUCGACCCGCUAGGGAGACCCGCGACGACCAAGACGACUACGACUACGAGGGGGAACGAGAGGAAGAAGACAAGUACGCCAUCAACUACGAUGAUUAUGAGGUGGAAGAAGUCCACUACAACCCCAAAAACAAGAACAAUAAAAAAAGCAGAUGGCAGGAUGGCAACAGCAACGGAUAUUCCCGAUACAAUUCGACAGCCACGACACCCCAAAGCAACAAGAAUAGCCUUCCCACCCCAGCAUCAAAGGGUAAGCUUCUACAACCACCCAAAAAAAGAAGAAAGCAUCCGUUGGACUUCCCCCGAGGAGGAGGAGGAACCGCCAAUACCUCGCGCUACAACCAAAACAUAAAUACAUCUCGAUACGCUCCGCCAGCCCCGUACCAGAACGACCUGCCACACAGAAACUACAACUCAUACCAGCCAUUCCGCAGCGGCACCCUUUCGAGAAGACGUUAA